This is a messenger RNA of Hydractinia symbiolongicarpus, 3259 nucleotides long. Its product is annotated as sodium-dependent phosphate transport protein 2B-like. Bases 444 to 2303 code for a protein of 619 amino acids. NCBI's taxonomy places the organism in Eukaryota, Metazoa, Cnidaria, Hydrozoa, Anthoathecata, Hydractiniidae. Gene Ontology annotation, biological process: sodium-dependent phosphate transport. The record is from RefSeq and is a predicted model, not a curated record. Gene Ontology annotation, molecular function: sodium:phosphate symporter activity. The transcript has 5 exons. Gene Ontology annotation, cellular component: membrane.
UUAUUAGCUUCUUCUCAAUUAGCUAGUUUAAGGACGUCUGAUCUGACCAGUGUUAAGUAGUUUGAGGUAAAGGAGAGAAUGUUGAUGGAUCAGUUAGAGGUCCAUUUAGAACGACAUUAAACUUGUAAAAUCAUACAAUUAUAUUAAAUUAAAUACUAGUAACACGAUUAAUUCUGUUCAAUUUGAUGUAUGAACUAACAGCCAGACAAUAAGAUUUUGCGUUAUCUCUAAAAACGAAAUUUUUUAAUUCAUGUUUUUUGUUACGUUCUCAUCACGUGGACAUGGCGUGAUAAUCAUGACACAAAAAGCAAUUGUUGACAUGCUUGGAAUUCUAAUAAACGAUGUAACAAAUUCAAUAGAAGAACGUGAUAGCAAUUACGAAUCAAAAAUUUUGAUUGGAUAAAACUUAUUAAGAACUUGAAUGUGAUUGGUUAAUUACGCAAAUGACAAUAAAUGAAUACAUUUUUGAUAUUAUGUUUAAGGAGUGCCAGAAAGUAUCUAGUCACAGUUGGAACUUUCUAACUAAGAUGGCAAAUAAAAACGUGGUUCUAACAAAGUUACGUGCUACGGAAGCAGAUACAAGCAGGGAUGAUAUUCAUAUGCGUGACAUGCCAAAUGGGAAUGGAGAUGUAAAGAUAAAGGUGUCAGAGGAAGAGAAGGAUCCCUUUGAUGCUAUCGAAGAUUUUAAACCUGUGGGUCCACCAUGGACAGAACUCAAUACUGGUCAAAAGUGUAAACGUGUCUUAGUUACUACUGCAAAGAUUAUUGUAUUACUUGGCCUGUUGUAUUUGUUUAUUUGCUCGCUCAGUUUUUUGGGAUCAGCUUUUCAACUUUUAGGAGGAAAAACUGCAGGUGAAGCCAUUUCUUCACAAAGCUUGAUUUCUAAUCCAGUUGCCGGUCUCAUGAUUGGCGUCUUAGCAACGGUUCUGCUGCAAAGUUCUUCAACUACAACAUCUAUCGUUGUUGCCAUGGUUUCCUCUCAAAUUCUGCAGGUGCGACCGGCAAUUCCGAUUAUUAUGGGCGCAAAUAUCGGAACAAGUGUGACCAACACUAUAGUUGCUUUUGGACAGAUAGCCGAUAAAGACCAAUUUCGACGUGCCUUCGCCGGCGCUACAGUUCACGACAUGUUCAACUUGCUCUGCGUCUUAAUACUAUUGCCGGUAGAAGUUAUUACUGGCUAUCUCUACCACCUAACUGAAGCUAUAGUAAGCUCAGCGGAGUUAAAAACCGAUAAAGGGCUCAAAAAGGAUCUGCUCAAAGUCAUCACAAAACCCUUCACCAACCUCAUUCUUCAACUUGACAAAAAAUUAAUCGAAAAAGUUGCUAAAGGAGACAAAUCUGCCGAAGAUAAAAGCUUGAUAAAAUUUUGGUGCAAUGACACGAGUAAAAUGAUGGCUAAUGUGACGACGACAAAUGUAACGACAGUGCUUAAUAUGACAACAUCUGUUAACGUCACAAAAUUGAAGGAAAUUAAAGUGAUAACGAAGGUGGAGAAGUGUGACUUUCUCUUUCACGAUUCAGGACUUUCGGACACCAUCGUUGGUAUUAUCAUGUUGGUCAUUGCGCUUGUUAUUCUGUGCAUUUGCUUGGUUCUGAUUGUAAAAACAUUACAUUCCUUGCUCAGAGGUCAAAUUGCUCUUGUUAUUAAAAAAACCUUUAACUCAAAAUUUCCCAAACCAUUUGGCUUCUUAACAGGAUAUGUUGCUAUCCUGGUAGGAGCAGGUAUGACUAUACUUGUACAGUCAAGUUCGAUUUUCACUUCAGCCUUGACACCUUUAGUUGGGCUGGGCAUUGUUCCUUUAAAAAAAGUUUAUCCAUUAACAUUGGGUGCCAAUAUCGGGACAACUGUUACUGGCAUAUUGGCAGCUUUGGCUGCAUCUGGAGAUUUACAACUCUCUUUACAAAUCGCACUGUGCCAUUUGUUCUUUAACAUUUCCGGGAUAUUAAUCUGGUACCCUGUCCCACUCAUGCGAAGAAUACCGAUAAAAAUGGCGAAAAGACUUGGUAAUACGACCGCAAGUUACCGUUGGUUUGCGCUAAGUUACCUGGUGAUCGUCUUCUUUGUCAUGCCAGCUCUGAUCUUCGCUUUAUCUUUGGCAGGAUGGAAAGUGUUUGUAGGUGUUAUGGUACCUAUAGCUUGUCUUGUAGUAUUCAUUGUCAUAAUCAAUAUUAUUCAAGCAAAAAAGAAAUCACUCUUACCCAAACCUCUACAAACAUGGGAAUGGGCACCUCUCAUGCUACGCUCUUUGGAGCCUUACGACAGAGGAAUAUCAAAAAUUGGCCGUAAGUUUAAGAGGCGAUGAGGAAGUAAAUCGUUGUUCCGUUACGAAUUGGAAACAGACAUUCUUUUCAACCAAUACUUUAAUAAGUUUGACAUCAACGGAGUAUCUCAUUGUCAAAAUGUAAUUUUGCGUUAGUAAUUUGUUAGGAGUGUUAGCAUGGAAUGUUUGCCACUAGGUUAUUAAUGGAAUUUGAAUUUUUCUCAUCGAAUUCAAAUAUUGAGUACUCUUAUCGUAUCUUAAUAGUCACUGUGUAGCCUACUCUUUGGUAGUAAAUAAUAUUUAGAGUACAAUUUUUUCACGAUAUUUAUUUAUUUCACACUUGUUUUACAUUUUAUGUAUUCCUGAUUUUAGAAAUUUUUUUUUGACAUUUUUGUUCUUCUUUUGUAUAUUAUCUUAUAUUUUAUUACUUCUCAGAACUGAAAAUUUAAAAUUGCAUCCUUUUACAUGCAAAGUUUUUAAGAAAUUAAGCCUUGUGUUGCAUAUUGUAAAGAAGAGUUUUGACACAACACGAUGCUAGUUCAAUUUUAACUCGUGAUAAACAUAUAGGAUUUGUUUAUUCAGCUUUUAAUUAGUUAAAUUAGGAUUUUGUUGUUUUAAUUUAACCUAUGAUAUUUUAAUUUGCUUUACUACAUUUAGGAUUUUGUUAUUUUUUAUAGUAUUUUUAGAUGCGUUGUAUUCCCGUGAAACUGUCUAUCUAAUUUUCACAAUGCCAAAGAUAAGAUGGUUUGUGUAAACACAAUAGCUUCCAAUGCAGCAGAGAAUCACCUUCCUCCUUUCUCUACACCUUCGUUCUCAUUGAGCCUCAAUAAAUUCCCAAGUAAAAAGUAUUCAGACUUAGCAUGAUUCACACCAGAGCACUGCAAAAAUAUUCCGAAUUUGCAGGGUUUUAAAGGUUUGUGAUUGUUUCAGAAGCGAUUCUUUUAAUAGUAAUUAUUGUCCAUCUGACUUUUCUAUAAUAAGAGAAUGACUUGUUCAAA